AUGGCACCCUUUGUUAGUCCAAAGACAUGGUUCAACAAACGCGGAGGUAGUGGUAGUGGUAGUGGUAGUGGAUCCAAAAAGAAAAAGACUACACUCUCUACCACCACCUCGUCCUCCCUCACCAUGACCUCCUUCCCCCUCAACUCUACCAACUACCACAACAAAGAUCCCAUCUAUUAUACCGCUCCUUCAGCUACCACACCGACCACAGUCGACAUUGCCCUCGCACUUUCUAAACAGCGUGCCCUCUCCAGCAGCCCUAUUUCACCCUUUGGAACCACUGCUUCUGGUACCACAACCCUCGUAAACAGCAACAGCACGACCACCAACUACCCUUCUGGGCGAUACAUGGGCAAGGAUGCUCCCAUGCUUUCACCGACUUCUUCGGCAGGAAGCAACGGUACCGCUUCUGUCUCUCUUCCACACCUGCCCUACAACCCUGCACUCUUUGGGACAACUCAACUCAAUACUAUUUCCAGCCCUGAACAAAGUUACAUUCCUCGCACAACAUAUAAGCCGACCCCCUCUCGAUCUGUUACCGCGAGUGACGACACCCCUGCAGCAGAAGUUUCGAACCCCUGCCACAAGGCACAAAAAGUACAAGAGCUUCAAAAUCGCAUCCUUCACCAGCAUACGCCUCCCCCCAAACCCAUCUCACCCCAGCCGCUCCCACUCCCAGCAGAUUCCCAAUCAAUACAACUCGCGAAUCUGUCGACCACCAAGGAGACUACCAAGGGCUCAGCGCGCGCACGGUGGUACCUGAAUCGUGCCCGGACCAAUCGCAACAAGAGCGCCCAGGACCUGACCCAGACACAAGACCACCAGAUUCAAGAACAGCAGCAGCAGAAGCAGCCAGAGCAUCAAUUGGAACGUCAGUCAUCCCGGGGCACAUUCAAAGGCAUGGCCGCAAGAUUCCGUCCUUCCAGCGAGCAUGUUCGUGCGCUGGAGACAGUGGCUCAAGAGUACGCACGAACGAUCAAGGCGUUGUGGCAGAUGGUCGCGGAGGAGGAGCUGUCUCAAAGACUCGCCGAUGCGACGCCCGAGGAACGCGAGUGGAUCAUCCUCCACCACAGCAACCACAGUGAGACCAGCACCCUUGCCAGUUGCUAUUACAUCCCCAACCAGCUCCUUAAUGCCAAUGCCUCGAGGAACCCCUACAACAGGUUCAGUCGCGAGAGUAAUAGCUCUGAGGAUAGUCGCAACAGCGGAGGCAAUGGCUGCUGCGCUGCCUCCAGCUGCAACAGCCGAUGCAACAGUCGUCUUUCCUAUGUGGAGCCCACCUACAACAAGAACCAUUAUACCCACCACAGCCAGUCCGACCAUUUCCAGGCACCGCCACUCUCUCCCAUCCGUGAGUCCCAACAUGUCCACGGCAGCCCUUCCUCUACCAAGCCCGAGACUUUCGAGACCGCGCCCCAUCACCCUCAGCCUACUACCAUGGGUAUCCGCUCCACCUUCCAAGAAUCCCGUCGCGUUCAUCCCGACCCUCAGUCCUCGCCUGCCAGCAAGGACAGAGAUACAGACAUGUUCAACAACGACGACGACAGCAACGCCAUCCAAAGACGAGCUGCCAAGAUCUCUGACAUGGUUAAGCAGUCUGCGAUGGAGCUCCAAAAGCAUGACCACUACACCCUCCAACAGAGGAUCGACAUGGAGGAGGACUGGAGGCUGCAAGCCAAGCUCCUCCAGGGCAAUGUCGAGGCCGCAGUACGAAUCCAAUACAGCCGUGAACAACACAACAGCUUCUGCGCCGUCCACCGCCAUACCAAGUUCCCCGAGUACGAGCCCCCAGAGGAAGACUACGACGACAAGGAGGAAAUCUCUGACAAUGAUCCUCGACUGAUGUCUAGCAUCCUCAGUGCCGCUGCCGCCCUCGCGUCUGCACAAGGAGUCGAUCCAGAGAAGGUUGCAAAGUACGAAGAGACCGGCAUUCCAGCACGCAGUCGUAGGGACUAUGAUGAUAUCGAAAAGGAGCUCGAGCUCCUGGGUGUGUUGCGGUACGAGACUGGUACUGAGAGUCAGCUCGGUAGUGCGUUUUCGGAAGGCGAGGAGACAUCCUCCGAGGGCGUCGCUGACCCAGAGGACCCUGAGACGAUGUUGGGCGUUGCGCACAAGGUUGGCGUCUUUGGUGUCCGUCGCGAGAGCCGGUUGAUGUACCAUGUCCGUGAUGGACCUCGCCAGACUGUUGAAGUUGUCUAG
Linnemannia hyalina is the source of this 2199-nucleotide messenger RNA. Lineage: Eukaryota; Fungi; Mortierellomycota; Mortierellomycetes; Mortierellales; Mortierellaceae. The record is from the annotation of a GenBank genome assembly.